Molecule: messenger RNA, 6121 nt
Organism: Tympanuchus pallidicinctus (lesser prairie-chicken)
Lineage: Eukaryota; Metazoa; Chordata; Aves; Galliformes; Phasianidae
Gene: FAM169A
Product: family with sequence similarity 169 member A
Exons: 13
Coding region: 162-2177 (671 amino acids)
Source: RefSeq, a predicted model, not a curated record
CAAGUGAUGAGCUGUAGGAAGGCUGUUCUUUAAAAACAGAAGCUGUGUUGUAUAAAGUGCAGACAUAAAAUCAGAGCUGAGAGAGGAGCUAGAGAACUGAAUAACAGCAACUUGAAAAUGCUGAGGAAUGGAAGAGAGAAAGAGGAGUGACUGGAAAGAUAAUGGCAUUCCCUGUGGAUAUGUUGAAUGGUUACACUCAUGAAGACUUGGAGAGCUCUGCAGAGGACUACUUGUCUGAACUUCGUUGCGGGGAUCCAAAUCAGCCUGAGUUCUUAUCCCUAUCAGACCAUAGCAAAAUUCCUAUUAGCUUGUCAACUGUGGGCUUUGUUCCUCUUUAUGGUGGAGAGCAGACACACAAAGUUCUUGCUUUGUUUGCACCAGAGGAUUCUCUCACAGCUGUAGCCCUGUUUCUUGCUUACCAGUGGUGGUCGAUUGAUGACAUUUUGAGAACAUCUGUUUCUUCUAGAGAGGGACUUCAGCAGGUGAAUUCUGUGGGGGAGAGGGUAGUUCUGUAUGUUCUGAAUCGAAUUAUCUAUCGCAAAAAUGAAAUGGAGAGAAACGAGACCCCAUUCCUUUGUCACAGCAGUGAUGACUAUGCUAAGAUCAUGUGGAGAAAAGGAGAGGCUGUUGGGUUCUAUUCUGUUAAACCUGCAGGAGCUGCUUUAAGCCCGUACCAUACUCACUGUUACCAGCUACCAGUGCUGGACACAAUGUUUGUAAGAAAGAAGUGUCGUGGGAAAGACCUGGGGCUCAUGAUGUUAGAAGACUUUGUGGAAUCUUUUACUGAAACCACUCUUGGUCUACGGUAUCCACUGUCAUCUUUCAUGUACAAAGCUUGUAAGCACUAUUUUGAGAAGUACCCUGGGGAUAAUGACCUUUUGUGCGAAGUGGAAGGAGCUGGAUUUUGGUUCCAGAGAAAAUCCAUUGCCACUGUAUUGCGAAGGGAAGAACUCAUAAAGGGCUCUCAGAAAGCAAGUGUGAGUUUCCAGUCAGUGGAUCAUUUUUGGCAGUCUGCAGCGAAUGAACUGAAGACUGAGCCAGAAACGCAGCUAAGUACUGACUCUCAAAAAGACCAAGAAUCACUGGAUGACCAUGAAAGCAUAUCUGAAGACCCAAGCGUAGCACACGUUUCCAUUCGGACACGAAGCAGUCAUUUAAAACGUCCCAAGACAGGAAAAAAUAGCCAUGAAUCUGGACCUGAAAUAUCCCAAGGAGAUGAGGAAAAUGUUCCUCACGCAUCAGCAGGCAGGCCAGAACUUCCCACUCACACAUCUAAAUGCUUUGAAGUUAUUGAGGAAGAACCUGAGGUUGAUGUUGAAAGUGGUGAGGAAAUGAUCACUUCUGAAGAGGACCAGAGUGUAUUAGAAACUGAGCUACAUACAUCGCCAUCUGAGAAGCUGAGCGAGAAGGAGGGAACUCCAUCUGAAUCUCUUAAUGGGGAGGUAGCAGAAGAAACUACUAAGACCUUAGUUACGGCUGAAGAGGAAACUGCAAAUGAAGUCCUAGGUGUUGAAUCAAAGUUGCAGACUGAGAGUCAAGAAGAACCGUUAACACUGCUUGUUCCAUUAAUCCUUGAGUCUCCAGCAAAAGAGGCUGUGUCAGAGAAGGUUAUAAAUGCAGAUGAUUCAGAAGGACUGACUGAAGAAAGUGCAUUGGUGGAGAAGAAGGGUAUUGAGGAAGACAAGCAAGAAUCUGAAGAAAAAAAAUCAUCCACUGAAAACGUAGUUGCUUUAACACCAAAGGAAGAAAUCUCAAACAAUGGACUACCAAACUCUGUCAAAAGUGAAGCAGUUGAAGAGGCUGUUUCUGAAAAUGUGUCACGCAAGCCAGCUUCCUCAGGGGAAGAUCAAAAUGAGGAAGCAGAGCAGAACUCACAGGAGGCUUCUGUUGCUUUGGGUCAGAGCUCUUUGAUAGUGGUUGAACUGGAGGGUGUUUCUUUUCAGCAGCCUUCUGGACAGGAAGGACAGAAGAACCAGACAGAAGAGCACUUGGAGGAGUCUGCUGAGCAGACAGAGCAGUACACGCAGACGGAGCAGUACACGCAGACGGCAGAGCGGGCAGCUGACAGCAGCUCUGAGGAGGCAGAAAUCGAGGUGCCCAUUGUGGAUCGGAGAAAUUUGCGAAGGAAGGCCAAAGGUUACAAAGGUCCACCCAAGAAAAAAGGAAAGCCAGCUUAAAAUAAAUUGUUAAUUCAUCUGUUUGUACGAAAAAAAACUUGUUAUUUUGUGUAAAACGCUAGGGUGUAACGAAAACGUAUAGGACACAGACGUUCACAAUAAAUACUGGGUUGGGCUUCCUUUUGAGAUUCAUCACCUUUGCUCAAGGUUUCUUAAAUUUUUAACCAGUAGACAUUGAUCUUCUUCCAAGAAUGAGAUAAACAGCCAGUCUUCUUCUUUUAUAAACCAUACACUCCGAAUAAAGUUGUGCUGGCGAAGGAACAGUUUGCAUAUUUCAGGUGUCAGUCUGGGAAGGAAAAAUGAAGUAUGAAAUUCUGGCUUUAUUAAAGUUACUAAAAUUUUCAUAGAAUUUCAUGAGGCCAUUCAUCACAAAUUAUUUUAAAAGAAUUUAAAAUAUUUGAGUGUUCUGCAUCUCUCCACAGUAGAGAACAAGAAACAUCCCUCCUCUCUUCUUGUUAACUCCUCACAGGCUUUUUCGGAUGAGAUUAAAAGAAUGUCAGAUUGUAAUUCUAGGUCUCGAAAUAUACAAGAAGUUGUAACUCUGUAUAUCAAAACAAUAUAACAUAGCAUCUGUCCUUUAUUAGAGUGAAACUGGAGAGAAUGGCUCUGCUUCUGACUCCCAAACUGGCAAAUUUGAUUUGCUAAUCACUUGAAACAGCUGAGUUACCAGUAACAAAAUCAGCACAGCAUCUACAAUAGCGCACACCUAAAAUGAAGUUUAGAGUUGCAUACACAGUAAACUAUAUCUGUGGCUUCCAAAGUGGAUGUCUUGUUAAGCGUGAGUUUCUCCAGAAUACUGGAGUCCUCACUCCAGUAUGCUUACAGAGUUGUUUGAACAGCCUUUCUAACUACUUGCAUGUGCUGAAUGGAUACUUGAUUGCUUGUUAUGUUAUGGGACAAGACAAUUUUUGAUCUAAUAUUGGUCUGAUUGGAAGUGGUGCUUUGUUUUCCAGAUGAUUAGCUGAUGCUGUUAAAACAUUGUAACUGCCAGGUAUGUGACUCCUGUGAACUCCGAAAUUUCAGGUGAUUGUGACAUUUAUUAGUGUCAAAAUAUUAGUGGAUAUUUCAGUGAAUGCUUUUUUCUUUUUCUGAACUUCUGCGCCUUUAGGUGUUAUCAGGCGAUUGUUGCAAAUGUUUGUGAUUCCCACUUCCUUUUUGUAAAUUGAGUGUAAUUUCUGUACUGAUUCCCAGUUCAUAGAUCUUACUAAAAACAAGAACUAAACCUUGCUAUAUACAAGCAGAAAUACAAACAGGCUAUUAUGCAUAUUUGCUUUCAGAAAUUCUCUUAGCGAAGUAUAUAUUUAAUACAGUUUGUCAGGUUUACAUUGAGUUACUCCUUGAUUGGCAAUAUGUUUAUUUCAGUAAGUGAAGUUCCUCUUGUAAAGAGCUGAAAAGUCAGGAAUAAGAAAGAGCAGCCUUGCUAGUUAAUCUUAGAUUAAUAAACUAAUCUCCUACUGUGUCUUGGAAGUGCUGGGCUUCUGAAGAUUGCUGUUAGGGUUCACUUGAAUAGUUGCAAUGCUGUCUUAAUUUUUAUCCCUCCAUGAAGCUAAAGUAAGACUAUGCCUAUAGUUUAAGCGUAUUUAUAAAGCAUUUUAGCUAAGAUGUAUUCUUACUAUUUAUUUCACCUGUUGAAAUACAAUCCUACUUUUAAUCUGUAAAAAAAAAAAAAAAAAGCUUAUGUAGGAAGUGUUGCUUUUGUUUUUAUUAGAUGCAUGUAUUACAUAAAUUUUUGAUUCAAACUUUAGACUUCAGAGAGGAUGAGAUAACUGAGUUUGGAUGUUGAGCAUAGUUGUAAUUCCCUGUCAGUAUGCAGUUACAACUUAUGAACCUUGCAACUGGCAAACAUUCAAGAUCUUUUAUGGUUGUUUGUAAACACAUUCAAGUGAACCUUAAGAAUUCCUAAAACUAAUAAAACAUUUUCCAUAAUGCACAUGGAACAAAACUUGUUACCAAUAGUAUGAUUUGUCUUAUAAUGCUAAGUUACUGUAAAAAAAAAAGAAAAAAAAGAAAACCACACACACACAAAGCACACAUCUGUUACAUUGCUAAGGAUGGAACCUGAUAGUUUAAAAAAUGCUGAUUGUAUGCAGUUUUUAGUCAUUCAUUUUGUGUUUGUUAGAGCAAACUGUACUACAUACUAAUCUGUUAAAUACUUCAAUUGGUACAAAUAUGUUCACAUUCAAGAAUUCUGUUGUUCACAAACAGGCGAGAGCCACUUAUUUCCUCUAGAUGGAUUUUUUUUUUAUGCAUACGUUUGUCUGGGUUUUUCCUGUGAGGUUGGAAAACCCUUUGUGGGAAGGUUAUUUGACUUCUGAUAUUUCUUUUCAUGGCUAAGUUGGAACUAGUUACAAUUAGUAUCUUAUUCUUAGGACAUUUAUGUAUUGAAUGCAGGAAAAACUACAACGGAAUUAUUAAAUGAGGUCAGUCUUGGUUUCUGCUGAAAAGAGUCAGGUAUCUGAUCAAACUCCAGAAAGUUUUAAAAUACUGAGCUAAAAUUCACAUCUUUAGGUAUACUCUUGAGUAGCUAGCUCUGUUUGUUUGGGGUACCUGAGAUAUUAGCCAAUGUCCAGAUUGUUAUCUACCUAUUGUGGGCAGUGGUGGUGCAAUUAGCAGUUCUAAUAAGCAGUAUGGUCUUGAAACCUAGAAAUAGUUCUUAACUGUGAUCACAGCAGUACGUCGAGCUGGAAUGGAGUUUGUUUCUCUAAUAAUUUCUUGGGCAUCAGUCGUCUUGCAAUAAAUAUUGAGUAGCCAAAUCAAACUACUGAUUUAAAUAAUGGUUUGUAUUGUUGUGAUGGUUGUCCAGUUGGAACAGUAGUUUAAUAAUCUGUACCUUCCAUUGCAUUGAAGCAGGGAAACUUGUCUGACAACUGUAUCGACUGAAAUGUUUUAUCUUGGGAAAAACUGUUUUAUGCCUGGACAGUUUUUCUUUGGUCGGUUUAAUGUCUGGCUUAGACCAUUGAAUUGCUAAAGAAUUUAAGAUCUUACCACACCAGCAACCAAUGAUUAAAGUUCAUCAAGUUCAUUUGUUUGUACCAGAUACUGUUAUGGUAUGUUGUAAAACUGUGUGUGUAUGGUCAAAGCGAGCAGUAUUAUGUUUGAGCUUUAUUUAGCCUGGGAAUGGAGUUUAAAGAAUCUUUAUUUGUGAUUUCAACCUUGCACUUAAAUAGUCAAUGGUUUUGUGUUUGAAUGCAUUGCUUGUUAAAAUGUUUCCCUUGUACUGCUGCUUAAUUUUCAAUAGAACUUGCUUUGUUUCUCACAGUUUCUUUUGGCUUCUUCAUUUCAUGCAGAAUUCUUGUUUGCUGUUCUCAUGUUCCAUAGCCCUUUACAUAAAGAUAUGUAUUUAUUCCAAUUUGGUUUUAAUUUAGUAACUCAUACUUUCUUUGUUGGUGUACUUCUUUUCCAUUUCACUUGUGGGUGUCAGUAAUCAAAUCGAUCAUUUAGAACUUACCAACACUACUAGGAUGAAAAGAGCAAUAAAUAGGCCUAAGUUUCAUCCUUUCCUCGACCAUUAAAAGAUAUUACCAAGGGGAUAUACUUCUAUAUUUAUUUUCAUGAAUGUGGUGUUAGAUGUUUUUUAAACUAGUGUUUAUAAAUCCUAUGGAAGAUGUGAUGCUGUUCUAGAGUACUGUACUUAGAGCUAGUUAGUGUGUUCUGAAUUUUCCUUUCUUUGUAUUGUCUUGACUUUUCCUUUCUUUGUAUUGUGUUGACUGCUUUUGAAAUGUUUUGAAAAGGUAAUUAAACUUAUUUUGUGACUUAUUUUUAAGUAUUUGAUUCCUUUCUGCUAUGCAGGAGGCAUCUUUUAAAGUGGUUUAAUUCACUAGAACAAAACAGUGUAGUUACAUUUGGUGUUAUUUUGCAAUCUAUUAUCUUGCAGUCUGUCUGCUACCGAAGAGCUUUAAAUGCUGUAAGUAUAUUCAUUGAAAAAGAAUUCCUGUACUUAAAAA